AUGGGCCCAGCAUUGGAAUGUCAUUCAAUUUUAAUCCAAAGUUUUGGUGAUUUAUGUGAAGUCCUAAAUGCUGCUGAGCUUUAUUUGAGACGGGAGGAGACAAUUUCUGCAAGUGACAUUGGGUUCUUCACCCAAAAUGAAAAAGGCGCAAAAUGUGUGGGGGUGAGAAUAAUUGAAGAGUGA
Sphenostylis stenocarpa is the source of this 183-nucleotide messenger RNA. Lineage: Eukaryota; Viridiplantae; Streptophyta; Magnoliopsida; Fabales; Fabaceae. The record is from the annotation of a GenBank genome assembly.